Monascus purpureus is the source of this 423-nucleotide messenger RNA. NCBI's taxonomy places the organism in Eukaryota, Fungi, Ascomycota, Eurotiomycetes, Eurotiales, Aspergillaceae. The record is from the annotation of a GenBank genome assembly.
AUGAUUAAAGGCGGACUCCCCCUGAGCGUUCUGGAGAAUGGGAGGAGCCAGGUAAUACUUUGGAUUCGCGAGGAAGAUCCGUCGACACUGAAUUACUGCCUUGUUAAUCCUACUAUGGAUGCGACGCCUGAAACUAAUGAUGGUCUUGGGUUUCGAUAUCCUUACACUACUAUUGGUAACCGACUUGCUUUGAUGCUUAUGGCUCACCGUUUCCCGCAACGCAACCAGAUCUGGCGCAACAACGCUGUGAAGCAGCUACAUAAAUGGGAAAUGGAUUUUGAGGACGUCCUCCGAGUAAUUCCGGAGACCGAACGAAAGCAAACUCCACCGGGUUCAAUAUAUCGAGCGCCGCGCUACCCUAUUAACCCGCGAUCACCAUAUCUUGUACGAUCACGACAGCCGCCGACAGGUUGUGAUAGUUAA